AUGUCGACCCGCACCGACGAAUUCAUCGCCGAAACGCUUGCCCAAUACACUCCCCGCGCGGCCAAUUAUGACCUCUCCAACGGCGGUUGGCACGUGGAGCUGGGUCGAGAUUUCGUUACCUGGCUGCCUCCUCCCAAGGGCGGCGCCGUUCUUGACCUCGCGUGCGGCACCGGCCUGGUCACAAUCCCUCAAGCGGAGGCGGUCGGACCUGGCGGAAUCGUCAUUGGAGUUGACAUCACCAAGGCAAUGCUCAACGAAGCCAAGCGCAAGUCCCUUCCCGAGGGAAGCAGUGAGGUGAAAUGGUUAUUGGGAGACAUCACGAACCUUUCCUCCGUGGAGGAAGUGCAAAAGGUCGUGAAAGAAAGGGGGGGCUUUGAUGUCAUUUCAUGCUGUUCGGCGUUCGUAUUGCUGGAGAAUCCUGCAGAGGUAAUCAAACACUGGGUCACCUUUUUGAAGCCCAGUACCGGAAGGUUGAUUGUCGACGUCCCCACGGAGGAUCGUAACUUACAGUACCUGCUUAACUAUCCCCUGCGGCGCGCGUUGGGGAAGCCCAUGGUCUACAACUUCGACUGGAUCGAAGGUCUUCACACCCUACAGACGCUGUUUGAAGAUGCCGGGCUUGAAAUAGAAAAGUCGUUCCGCACAAGGAGCUACGUCCCUGAGAAAUGGUACGGUGCGGAUCAGGCGAUGGACGCAUUGGACGAAAAGACGAGUCAGAGCGGGCUGUGGAAGAGGAUCUUUGACGGCCUCCAGUCAGAGGGAGGGACAGAAACCAUUGACAAGGCCAGGCAGGCAUGGGUGCGGAUUUGGAAAGACCACUUGAAUGAAGAUGGGAAAUUGUGGGAUGGACACGCUUUGUACGUUUCAAUAGGAAGGAGAAGGGAGUGA
Messenger RNA from Fonsecaea multimorphosa CBS 102226, 888 nucleotides. RefSeq lists its product as uncharacterized. Bases 1 to 888 code for a protein of 295 amino acids. The record is from RefSeq and is a predicted model, not a curated record. The transcript has a single exon. NCBI's taxonomy places the organism in Eukaryota, Fungi, Ascomycota, Eurotiomycetes, Chaetothyriales, Herpotrichiellaceae.